This is a messenger RNA of Echinops telfairi (small Madagascar hedgehog), 1452 nucleotides long. It is a transcript of the gene BPIFB3, whose product is annotated as BPI fold containing family B member 3. Gene Ontology annotation, molecular function: lipid binding. The record is from RefSeq and is a predicted model, not a curated record. The coding region runs from base 7 to 1425 and encodes 472 amino acids. The transcript has 15 exons. Lineage: Eukaryota; Metazoa; Chordata; Mammalia; Afrosoricida; Tenrecidae.
CCCACAAUGUUAGGCGUGCGCUCUCUGCUUCUCCUCUGGGGUCUAGUGACUCCUUGCCACGGACUGCUCGAGACAGUGGGCACACUCGCUCGGAUCGACAAGGAUGAGCUCGGCAAAGCCAUCCAGAACUCGCUGGUCGGGGGACCCAUUCUGCAAAAUGUGCUGGGAACAGUGACAUCCUUGAACCAGGGCCUCCUGGGAUCAGGAGGUCUGCUCGGAGGCGGCGGCCUGCUGAGCUACGGCGGGGUGUUUGGCGUGGUUGAGGAGCUCUCUGGGCUGAAGAUAGAGGAGAUGACCCUGCCCAAGGUGUUGCUGAAGCUGCUGCCGGGCUUUGGGGUGCAGGUGGACCUCCACACCAAGGUGGGCCUGCAUGGCUCUGGCCCCCUGGGCGGCCUGCUGCAGCUGGCGGUGGAGGUGAACGUGUCGUCGCGGGUGGCACUGGGCGUGAGCUCGCGAGGCACCCCCAUCCUCAUCCUCAAGCGCUGCAGCACGCUCCUGGGCCACAUCAGCCUGCUCUCGGGGCUGCUGCCCGCUCCGCUCUUUGGAGUGGUGGAGCAGACACUCUUCAAGGUGCUGCCAGGAUUGCUCUGCCCCGUGGUGGACAGCGUGCUGGGUGUGGUGAAUGAGCUCCUGGGCUCUGUGCUGAGCCUGGUGCCCCUUGGGGCUCUUGGGUCCAUGGAAUUCUCUCUGGCGACACUGCCUCUCAUCUCCAACCAGUACAUAGAACUGGACAUCAACCCCAUCGUCAAGGGUGUGGCCGGUGAUAUCAUCGACUUUCCCAAGCCCCCCAAGCCUGUCAAGGUGCCUCCCAAGGAGGACCACACCUCCCAGGUGACCGUGCCCCUGUACCUCUUCAACACCGUGUUUGGACUCCUGCAGACCAACGGCGCUCUGGACAUCGACAUCACCCCGGAGCUGGUUCCCAGGAACGUCCCCCUGACAACCACAGACCUGGCGGCUUUGCUUCCUGAGGCGCUGGGCAUGUUGCCUGCCGGCCAGCACCUCCUGCUCUCCCUGCGGGUGAAGGAAGCGCCCUCGGUCUCACUCCAGAACAAGAAGGCCACCAUCUCCAUCCCCGCUGCCCUCCACGUGCAGUCCUAUGUCCCCACAGGGACUCCGGAAGCCCUCUUCGAGCUGAAAGUGGUCAUGACUCUGAGUGCCCAGCUGGCUCCCUCAGCUACCAAGCUGCACCUCUCCCUGUCCCUGGAACGGCUCAGUGCCAAGCUGGCAUCCUCCUAUUCCCGGACCUUUGAUGUGUCCCGUUUGGAAGAAUGGCUGAGCGAUGUGGUCCGGGCGGCCUAUGUGCCGAAGCUCAACGUCGCUUUGGAUGUUGGAAUCCCUCUUCCUAAGGUUCUCAAUGUCAAUUUUGCCAAUGCGGUCCUAGAGGUAAUAGAGAAUGCUGUUGUGUUGACCGUGACAUCCUGAGUCUGAGAGGUGGCCGCCAUUCCUCCC